This is a messenger RNA of Amblyraja radiata (thorny skate), 1885 nucleotides long. Its product is annotated as nuclear receptor subfamily 5 group A member 2-like. NCBI's taxonomy places the organism in Eukaryota, Metazoa, Chordata, Chondrichthyes, Rajiformes, Rajidae. Gene Ontology annotation, molecular function: zinc ion binding; RNA polymerase II cis-regulatory region sequence-specific DNA binding; nuclear receptor activity. The record is from RefSeq and is a predicted model, not a curated record. Gene Ontology annotation, biological process: hormone-mediated signaling pathway; regulation of transcription by RNA polymerase II; tissue development. The transcript has 7 exons. Gene Ontology annotation, cellular component: RNA polymerase II transcription regulator complex. The coding region runs from base 260 to 1738 and encodes 492 amino acids.
AUGUGCUUUCACGACUGGGACUUAGGAAGAGGUUAUGGGCCUGAUCCUCAUUUGACUGCAGAGCCUAUUGCAAGGUGGAGUUACCAUUUUUACUACAUCUCAGCAAUCAGAGCGUGGACAAAGUCCAGAUUGCACAUUGUACACGAGAAGGAGUGGGUGAUAUUCCUUCCAUGAGGCACAGCGGGAUCCUUUCUGCGACUGAAAAGAAAUGUUUUUGGGUUUGCUCUGCGUGUGAUGUGAGGAUCUGACUGGAAAAACCAUGUCGGCCUGUGUGGUUGGGGCAGUUUAUCGAGCUUCAUCGAUAGAGCACUCUUUCAAUGCAAAUUCCCAGGUUAAGAUGGAGUAUCCUGUUGAGUCGAUGUGUGAGGAGUUGUGUCCGAUUUGUGGAGACAAGGUCUCUGGAUACCACUAUGGACUCCUAACUUGCGAAAGUUGUAAGGGCUUUUUCAAACGUACGGUCCAGAACAACAAGCACUACACCUGUGUGGAAAACCAGAACUGUCCGAUAGACAAAACGCAGAGGAAGCGAUGUCCUUACUGCCGAUUUCAGAAGUGCCUGACAGUGGGGAUGAAGUUGGAAGCGGUGAGGGCAGAUCGCAUGCGUGGAGGCCGCAACAAGUUUGGGCCCUUGUACAAGCAGGACAGGGCAUUGAAGCAACAGAAGAAGGCUCUGGUCCAUGGCAGCAGGGUCAAAUUGGAUCCCACCGCGUACGUGAUGCAAAGCUUGUCGGCGGACCUGAAUGGGCCCGUCUCCGGUGAAGGUCUACACUCAGCCUCCAGAUGCCUAUCCUUGAGUUACAACAGCCUGUCAUCGCCGACCCUAGACCAGGACGCCUCUCUGCCGGUCAACAUGUCCAUUGGGGCUCAUGGCUCCAUAGGAGGGUACCAAGUGUGCAGCCCCUUCCCCAGUUGCCACGUCAAGUCGGAGUACAUGGAAGCCGGCUGCUCCGGCGCGCAGGAGUCGCUGCUCGGAAACCCGUACGUUGUGGCCUACAGACCUGCCUCCAGCGCUACCGUGCCACAGUUGAUGCAGGAGCUGGUGAAGUGCGAGCCGGACGAGGCGCAGGUCCGAGCCAAGAUCUUGAACUACCUGCAGCAAGAGCAGACGUCCAGAGGGAAGCACGAGAGGCUCAACACUUUUGGGAUCAUGUGCAAGAUGGCCGACCAAACCUUGUUCUCCCUGGUGGAGUGGGCCAGAAGCAGCAUCUACUUCAAGGAGCUGAAGGUUGACGAUCAGAUGAAACUUCUUCAGAACUGCUGGAGCGAACUUCUAAUCAUGGACCACAUCUACCGGCAGAUGGCUCAUGGGAAGGAGUCAAAUAUCCUUCUUGUCACUGGGCAACAGAUCGACUUGUCGACCAUCGCUUCACAAUCUGGAGCCGCGUUGAAUAAUCUGGUGAACCGCACCCAGGAAUUGGUAGCCAAGUUCCGGUCUCUGCAAACCGAUCACCACGAGUUUGUCUGCUUGAAGUUCCUGGUCCUCUUCAGCCCAGAUGUGAAGAACCUGGAGAAUCGUCCCUUUGUGGAAAGUGUCCAGGAGAAGGUGAACAGGACUCUGAUGGACUACACCAUGUGCUUCCCCCAGCAGGUUGAUCAGUUCAGGCAGCUCCUCCUACGGCUCCCGGAGAUACGUGCCAUCAGCAUGCAAGCGGAGGAGUACCUCUACCUCAAGCACUUGAAUGGAGAUGUGCCUUGUAACAACCUGCUGAUUGAAAUGCUCCAUGCCAAGCAUGUGUGAAGGGCAAAAGAGAGCCAGAGAAUGAACCAAACAUCCUUGCACUUCCAAUGGAGUGCAACAAUGGAUACACAUUUGCACAUUGAUGGCCAGAGAGAAAAGACAAGCAAAGGCAGCAGGCUAAAUAAUAAAUACAGACCCUUUUUCUAA